AUAACAUAGUUCAAUCCCUGUCUUCUUCAGUCGAAUCCUGUACCAGUUCCAUGGAACAGCCGCAGGUUGCAAGGGCUUACAACUUCGGCGUUUACCCAAUCAAAAGUGGAUUCUAGGGCUCCAAGCAGAUUCUUCAUCACAUCCACUGCAAUGGCAGUGCCGUACUCUCCUCAUAUCCGGCCACUGUGAAGGCGAGAACUGCACAAGAGCAUCAGUGGGUGACCAGAGAAGAGUCCAUCAUUUUUUGUAUUUACAUGAGUGGCAACAAACAAAGGACCCUCGGUAGUGGGGGUCAGCAUUUACUGGACUAUCUGAAGCGAAUGCAAGCGGAAAGUCCUUCCUUCUUUUAUGCCGUUCAGGGUGAUAAUGAUAACUCUACUGGAAAUAUAUUUUGGGUUGAUGCUACCUCAAGGAUGAACUAUAAUUAUUUUGGAGAUACAGUUGUAUUUGAUAUGACAUACAGGACAAACCGAUAUAGGGUACCAUUUGCUUCAUUCACAGGGCUAAAUCAUCAUGGGCAGCCGGUGUUGUUUGGCUGUGCAUUACUUCCUUAUGAGUCUGAGUCCUCAUUCAUUUGGCUAUUCCAAACGUGGCUUCAUGCGAUGUCUGAACGUCGUCCUGUCUCUAUCACAACUGAUCCUGAUCGGCUUGUACAGGUGGCUGUUGCACAGAUUCUUCCUGAAGCUCGUCACCGUUUCUCUAAGUGGAGCAUAUUUAGAGAAACCCAAGACAAAUUGGUUCAUGUAUAUCAAUCACAUCCUACUUUUGAAUUAGAGUUCCACAAGUGCAUUAAUGAAACUGAGACAGUUGAUGAGUUUGAAUCUUGUUGGGAAUCACUUCUGGAAAGGUACUACCUUAUGGAUAAUGAGUGGCUUCAGUCAAUGUACAAUGCUCGCCAACAGUGGGUCCCUGUUUACUUGCGAGACACUUUUUUUGGAGAGAUUUCAAUGACUGAAGGAAGUGAGGGUAUAAGCUUAUUCUUUGAUGGCUAUGUGAAUGCUGCAACUACAAUGCAGAUGUUGAUUAAACAGUAUGAGAAAGCUGUAGCUAGUUGGAAUGAAAAGGAAUUAAAAGCAGAUUAUGACACAACUAGCACAACACCAGUUUUAAAGACACCAUCCCCUAUGGAAAAACAGGCUGCUAGCCUUUAUACGAAAACCAUAUUCAUGAAAUUUCAAGAGGAGUUGGUUGAAACUCUUGCAAAUCCUGCAACUAAAAUUGAUGACUCUGGAGCAGUCACUACAUAUCGUGUGGCUAAAUUUGGGGAAGACCACAAAGCACACUCUGUUAGGUUAAAUGCAUUUGAGAUGAAAGCUGGUUGUAGCUGCCAAAUGUUCGAAUUUUCUGGCAUUAUCUGUAGGCACAUUCUAGCAGUAUUUAGAGCUAAGAAUGUUCUUACUCUUCCCUCUCAAUAUAUCUUAAAACGGUGGACAAGAAAUGCCAAGAGUGGGGCUGGGUUGGGUGAACGUGCUUCUGAAGUGCCAAGCAAUUCUCAGGAGCCCCUAACCAUUCGGUAUAACAAUCUACGUCAGGAAGCAAUCAAAUAUGUGGAAGAAGGGGCAAAAUCUAUACAUAUUUAUAAUGUAGCCAUGGAUGCUUUACAAGAGGCUGCUAGGAAGGUUGCUGCUGCAAAGAACCAAGUUUCUGGGGCCAAACAGGGUGACUCUGUAUCCAAUGGAAGUAACCCAGAGAUGUGUGCAGGUGAAGAAAAUCGAGCAGCACCAUAUCAAUCAUCGAAUGAGAAGGAAAAGAAAAUUCGCGAAAUGACUGCAGAGUUGAGCAAUACAAACCAACGUUGUGAAGUGUACAGAGCAAAUCUGCUGGCAAUAUUAAAAGACAUGGAGGAGCAGAAGUUAAAGCUUUCAGUUAAAGUUCAGAAUGCCAGGCUUAGUUUGAAGGAGUAAAUGAGAAUCACUGGACAAAUCUCAACAUUGUACAUUUCCUUUCCUCCACAAGUAAUAUUAUUAUUUUUUAAAUAUUUUUUAGUGAGAACUUCUGUUGUGCAGUUCAGGUUUUGCAUUCAAUUCAGUGGUCAAAAAAUCAUGUCAGGUAAGUUGUUCAAUUAGAUGGCUCUUGGAGGAAGGGGUUCUUGUGAGAGAAGUAAUAACACUUCUGAUUUCUCAAUUCCAACCUGGCGGAUCAUCCACCCACUGCUGUUUAGUUUAGCUGUGGAUUAAAGAGACCUUUGAUGAAGAAAGAAAUGAAGCUGUAUGUCCAACCAGAUUACAGGAAUUCUCAGGUCCCAUGAUGGGUUUGUGAGUAUCUAUGAGAAAUUCCUUUAUGGGGUUUGUAUUAAACAGGACAUAUUCGGUUUGUAUCGUAUUAGUGACCCAUCCACCAUCCCCUCUGAGCGGUUCAUCGUAAGGGAUUUCAAAUCAGGGAUUUCUAAUAUUUUAACUUGACAACUUGUAAACGUAGUGCAAUGGAAAGCUUUGAAUCUACUAGAAUGGAUGAUUAACUGUUGGAAA
Molecule: messenger RNA, 2468 nt
Organism: Malania oleifera
Lineage: Eukaryota; Viridiplantae; Streptophyta; Magnoliopsida; Santalales; Ximeniaceae
Product: protein FAR1-RELATED SEQUENCE 9
Exons: 3
Coding region: 255-1904 (549 amino acids)
Biological process (GO): regulation of DNA-templated transcription
Molecular function (GO): zinc ion binding
Source: RefSeq, a predicted model, not a curated record